Solanum tuberosum (potato) is the source of this 1481-nucleotide messenger RNA. RefSeq names its product WAT1-related protein At1g09380-like. The transcript is spliced from 7 exons. Lineage: Eukaryota; Viridiplantae; Streptophyta; Magnoliopsida; Solanales; Solanaceae. Gene Ontology annotation, molecular function: transmembrane transporter activity. The record is from RefSeq and is a predicted model, not a curated record. The coding region runs from base 54 to 1115 and encodes 353 amino acids. Gene Ontology annotation, cellular component: membrane.
CUCAUAUAAUAAUAAUUUAGCAUUAUUAGUUCAUAUAUAGUGUUUCACUAAUAAUGAAGAAAAAGGGUAGUGAUUUGUUGCCAUUUAUUGCAAUGGUGAUUGUACAAGUAGGCUAUGCUGGAUCAAAUGUUGUGACAAAACUAGUCAUGGAUACUGGUAUGGACCCUUUUGUCCAGACAGCAUACAGACCUAUAUUUGCCACCAUUUCAAUUGCACCCUUUGCUUACUUCUUGGAGAGGAAAACAAGACCAAAGUUGAGCCUAUCUGUAUUUUUUCAAAUUUUCUUGUGUUCCAUUAUCGGAAUAACUGCGAACCAGUAUACAUUUUGUAUUGGGCUAAAAUAUACUACUCCGACGAUUGUUUCCGCCCUCGAUAAUCUAAUCCCAGCAUUCACUUUUGUCCUAGCCGUCCCAUUCGGGCUUGAAAAAUUGGGACUAAGAAGUAUAGCAGGACAAGCCAAAUUGAUUGGAACUAUAGUGUGUGUUGGAGGGGCAAUGUUAUUGUCAUUGUAUCGUGGACCUGUAGUGAUUGGCCAAUUGGGAUUUCACUGGAAAUAUGUUGAAAACACUACUGAUGACAAGGAUGUCAAUUCUACACAUACCAACUUCCUUUUGGGACCUUUUAUACUCAUAAUCAGCAGUAUUACCUAUGCAUUAUGGUUAAUCAUUCAAGCAAGAGUGAAUGAGAAGUAUGCAGCUCCAUAUUCUAGUACCCUUUUGAUGUUCUUCAUGGCAAGUUUCCAGUGCAUGAUUAUCAGCUUUUGUGUCGUACCAAAAGCUUCUGAAUGGGCUUUAAAUCCUAUUAGAGCUAUCUCUGUUGUUUAUAAUGGAACUGUGUGCUCUUCACUAGCAUUAUACUUAUGCUCCUGGUGUAUAGAAAGGAAAGGUCCUUUAUAUGUCUCGAUGUUCAAUCCGUUGUUACUUGUUAUUGCUGCCUUUCUUAGUUGGAUUCUGUUGAGAGAGAAAUUAUACCUUGGAAUAGUGGUGGGGUCAAUCUUGACAGUUGUUGGACUGUAUGGUUUUCUUUGGGGGCAGAAAAAAGAGAUGGAACAAAGUAAAAAUGAGAUAGAGGAGGAGGACGUGGUGGAGGCUAACAAAGAGGACAUCAAGGCUUAGUGGCGGAACUAGAAUUCUUAAUAAGGGGUUUAAAAUCUGAAGGACUAAACACAUAAACUAAUCAGAAGGGAUUCAACAACUACUAUAUAUAUAUAUAUAUAAAUAAUAAUUUUAACUAUGUAUAAAUAGUAAUAUUUUCUGCCGAAGGAGGUUCGGAUGAACCCUCUUAAAAGGCAGCCUCCACCCCUGACAAGGCUGACUUGGAAUUUCAAUUAUAAGUGCAUAAUUAGAUAUGGAUGGUUUUCCCCCAAAUAUAAAUUCCCAAAACCUUAAUUACUAUAUAUUAUUUUAAAAAACUAUUGUAUUGCAUGUAUCAACUUGAGUUUCCUCCUUUUAACACUAGCUUUGUAUUCGAAAAUGCACUAC